CGUAGAAGCUUGAAGAUCUGCAGUAAUGUCUGGAAGAGGUAAAGGCGGUAAAGGGCUCGGGAAAGGAGGCGCUAAGCGUCACCGUAAAGUUCUUCGGGAUAACAUCCAGGGCAUCACCAAACCCGCCAUCCGUCGUCUCGCUCGCCGCGGCGGGGUCAAGCGUAUCUCCGGUCUCAUCUACGAGGAGACCCGUGGUGUGCUGAAGGUGUUCCUGGAGAACGUGAUCCGCGAUGCCGUGACCUACACCGAGCACGCCAAGAGAAAGACCGUCACCGCCAUGGACGUCGUGUACGCGCUGAAGCGACAGGGACGCACUCUGUACGGCUUCGGAGGAUAAACCCGUCCGUGUUAGCAGAAAACCACAAAGGCUCUUUUAAGAGCCACCCACGUUUUCAAAAAGAGUUCACUAAUAUCUUGUAAACUAAUGAUUAUACACAUACAUAAUCUGAACCAACUGUUAAAUAUCUAUCGAUUUGAGUUAAUUUUAUUGGUGUAUCAACUUCUUUUAACCCAUGUGAUUUUGUUUUAUAAGGAUUAUGAUUCAUAAUGAUAAACCUAUGAUGUGAUAGAACAGUUUAAAACAGCUGGGGUAAGAUAUAUAACAUUUUAAUGGCUGCAGAAAUGUGUUAAUUCAGUAAACACAUUAUCUCACUGGC
Molecule: messenger RNA, 656 nt
Organism: Carassius carassius (crucian carp)
Lineage: Eukaryota; Metazoa; Chordata; Actinopteri; Cypriniformes; Cyprinidae
Product: histone H4
Exons: 1
Coding region: 26-337 (103 amino acids)
Biological process (GO): nucleosome assembly
Cellular component (GO): nucleosome
Molecular function (GO): protein heterodimerization activity; structural constituent of chromatin; DNA binding
Source: RefSeq, a predicted model, not a curated record